AUGGGUUCCACGACAGAUACAUCGUUCAGUCUGACUGUCUACCGCGGCACGUUCAUUCAAUUGCCUCGUUUGUCUGAUGCCGGUCCUAAGCCUGAACUUGUUCGGAAUCAGGGUGCUUUAUGGGUUUCUGCUGCGGAUGGCCGGAUCAAGGGCUGGGACUGGGCGGCUCAUGAUGAUACUGGCUUUGCCGGAUUGAUGACCCGGAAUGGAUGGAUUGAUGUUGAUUCUGAUCUGAACGGCCAAGAAUCCAAAAUCACGGUGAAGAUUGUUACUGCGAGUGAAGAGAGGAAUGAAUUCUUCUUCCCGGGUUUCAUUGACACACACAUCCACGCCCCCCAAUAUCCAAACGCAGGCCUCUUCGGCUCCUCAACCCUGCUAGACUGGCUAGAAACCUACACCUUCCCCGUGGAAUCCGGAUUCGGCACCCAGCCCGACAAUGAAAAAGGCCACCAACUAGCAACAAAAGCAACCGAAACCCCCCUCCCAGCCCAAACAAUCUACAACCAAGUAAUAAGCCGCACACUGGCGCACGGCACAACAUGCGCAUCCUACUUCGCAACAAUCCACAUCCCAGCAACAAACGCCCUAGCAAGCCUCUGCAAGAAACACGGGCAGCGAGCCUUCAUAGGCCGAGUCUGCAUGGACAACCCAGACUUCUGUCCCAAAUACUACCGUGAUACCUCAGCAGAGGAUUCACUAUCCGCAACGAAAGCCACAAUCGCACACAUCAACGCAAUCGACCCAACAGGUUCCCUCAUUAACCCGAUUCUAACACCCCGCUUUGCGCCAUCUUGUACGCGCCCUUCUCUUGAAGCACUGGGUAAACUUGCCGCCUCAUACUCCCCACCCCUCCACAUUCAAACCCAUAUCGCGGAAAAUACAAACGAAAUCACUCUCGUCAACGACCUCUUCCCUGAAGCCGGGAGUUAUACAGCCGUCUAUGAUAAAUAUGAUCUGCUUACGCCGCGGACUAUCCUUGCUCAUGCUGUGCAUCUUUCCGCUGAGGAAAAGGCAUUGAUUGCGAAACGUGAUGCUAAGAUCUCGCAUUGUCCUGCGUCAAACUCGGCGCUGGGUUCGGGUAUUGCGCCUGUGCGCUCUUUCCUUGAUCUGGGUAUUACGGUUGGUCUUGGGACUGAUGUUAGUGGUGGGUAUAGUCCUAGUAUCCUUGAAGCUGCUAGGCAGGCUUGUCUUGCUUCUAGAUUGUUGGGGCAUACGGGGACUUUUGAGAAAGGAUUUGAGUGUGGGCAUUCCCAUUCGCAUGGAAAGGAUGGUUUGCAGAAGGAAAUGGAAGAUGAGGCGGCGCGUGUGAAACUUUCCGUUCCGGAGAGUUUGUAUCUCGCUACGCGGGGUGGUGCUGCCGUUGUUGAUAUGGCGGAUGAUAUUGGAGGCUUUGAUUUGGGGAUGUUGUGGGAUGUGCAGUUGAUUCAGCUUGGUGGUGUUAAGGGGUUACAGGAGAGUCCUUUGGAUGGGGAUUAUGGGGAUGGAUUGGUUGAUCUUGUUCGAUCUGGGCCUGUGGGUAAUGUUGAUUUGUUUGGAACUGAGACUUGGGCGGAGAAGAUUCAGAAGUGGGUUUGGGGUGGUGACGAUCGGAAUGUUAAGGCUGUUUGGGUUGCUGGACGGUUGGUUCAUACUAGAGGGUGA
This is a messenger RNA of Penicillium antarcticum, 1641 nucleotides long. RefSeq lists its product as uncharacterized. The coding region runs from base 1 to 1641 and encodes 546 amino acids. The transcript has 2 exons. Gene Ontology annotation, cellular component: cytosol. Gene Ontology annotation, molecular function: guanine deaminase activity; zinc ion binding. The record is from RefSeq and is a predicted model, not a curated record. Gene Ontology annotation, biological process: guanine metabolic process. Lineage: Eukaryota; Fungi; Ascomycota; Eurotiomycetes; Eurotiales; Aspergillaceae.